Messenger RNA from Prinia subflava (tawny-flanked prinia), 2082 nucleotides. It is a transcript of the gene SHOX2, whose product is annotated as SHOX homeobox 2. Gene Ontology annotation, molecular function: DNA-binding transcription factor activity, RNA polymerase II-specific; sequence-specific double-stranded DNA binding. The transcript has 4 exons. The coding region runs from base 776 to 1717 and encodes 313 amino acids. Lineage: Eukaryota; Metazoa; Chordata; Aves; Passeriformes; Cisticolidae. The record is from RefSeq and is a predicted model, not a curated record. Gene Ontology annotation, cellular component: nucleus. Gene Ontology annotation, biological process: regulation of transcription by RNA polymerase II.
GAGCCCGGCGGGGCGGCGGCGGAGCCGGGCCGGGAGGACACGGGCAGCCCCGCGGCGCGGCCGGCCGGGCGCUCCCCGCCGCGGGAGCCCGACGCCGCCGCCGAGAGAGCGGCCGAGGCGGCCACCCCCAAGCUCAGCGACGGUAACGGCGGCACCGCGGGCUCCCCGUUCUCCCGUUCCCUUUCUCCUUCCUCCCCUUCCCCCGCCGGGGGCGGCAGGCGCGGAGCGGCCGCGGUCGCGGGUGGACGGGGGCUGGCGGGGAGGCUGCGCCCGGCGCCGAUGGGCGGCUGCCCGGGCUCUCCCAGCCACGGGAGAUCGGCGGCCAGCCUCGAAGUUUUUAGAUGAAAAUCUUUAAAUCUGGCUUUAAGUUGCUCGGAACGCGAUCUUGUUCCCGUUCGGCAUCCCAGGGGAAGCCGCGCCGCCUACGAAAGCCCGGCCCCGCGGGCCCGUUCGUUCCCCGCGGCUCCGGGGACUGGCGCGGGGCCGGCCCGCGCUGCCCGCGCUCAGCCCCGCGCCCUCCAGCGUAUCCGCCCGCGGGUGUUUCCGCGGGGCCGCUCCCGGGCGCUGCGGGAAGCGGCCGGGCCUGUGCCCGUGGCUGCGGGGACCCGCGGGUCGCUGCCGCCCUUUUGUUCGGACCGGCGGAGCGCCCGCAGCAUCCCCGCUCGGUGCCCGGGAUGGGGCGCUCGGUACCGCGGGGAGCCGCGGCGGGACCGGCCCGGGCGCUCGCGGGGGCUCCGUGCGCGGGCCCCGCGCUCCGGCCGAAAGCUGCCCGGGGAUGAACGGAUCCCGCGGGAGCGCGGGGCGCGGAGGGGCCGCGGCGGCCGGCGGAGGCUCUCGGGACCUGUUGCUGCGCAUCCCCCGGGGGCGCGGCGGGGCCGGAGGGGAGGGCUUGGUGCGGACCCCGUGCCCCCCGCCCGUGGUUACCGGAGGCAGCGGCGGAGCCCGGAACGGCGGCGGCAGAGGCGGCCUAGCGCGGCCCGGGCGCGCAGGCCCCGCUCCCGGUUGCCCCGGCCCCGCGGGGCUCCAGCCCGCAGCCCCCGGAGCGGCGGGAGCGGGGCCGGCCCCGGUGCCAGCUCCGGUCCCCGCGCUGACUGCCGUGUCGUGCCCAGUGUCCCCAGAGCUGAAGGAGCGCAAGGAGGAUGCGAAAGCCAUGGAAGACGAAGGGCAGACGAAAAUCAAGCAGAGGAGGAGCCGGACGAAUUUCACCCUGGAGCAGCUGAACGAGCUGGAAAGGCUUUUCGACGAGACGCACUACCCGGACGCGUUCAUGCGGGAGGAGCUGAGCCAGCGGCUAGGGCUCUCCGAGGCCCGGGUGCAGGUUUGGUUCCAGAACCGCCGCGCCAAGUGCCGCAAGCAGGAGAACCAGCUGCACAAAGGGGUGCUGAUCGGAGCCGCCACCCAGUUCGAGGCGUGCCGGGUGGCUCCCUACGUGAACGUGGGCGCGCUGAGGAUGCCCUUCCAGCAGGUGCAGGCGCAGCUGCAGCUGGACAGCGCCGUGGCCCACGCCCACCACCACCUGCACCCGCACCUGGCCCACGCCCCGUACAUGAUGUUCCCCGCGCCCCCCUUCGGGCUCCCGCUCGCCACCCUGGCCGAGUCCGCCUCCGCCGCCUCCGUGGUGGCCGCGGCCGCCGCCGCCAAGACCACCAGCAAGAACUCGAGCAUCGCCGACCUCCGCCUCAAGGCCAAGAAACACGCGGCCGCCCUGGGGCUGUGACCGCGCCGCCCCGGCCGGGACCGCGCCGCUCGCUUUGCUUCGCUUUUCUUUUUUUUUUGGAAAAAAAAAAAAAAUGGGAGGGGGUGGGGAAGAGUUUAAAAAAAAAAAAAAGAAAAAGGAAAGAAGCGAGGGAGAGGAGAAACGGACGGGAGAUAUAUACUUAUUUAAGGAAUGAAGAGGACGCGCAGCUGGGAAGUUCACAGGUUUUGAAACUGACCUUUUUCUGCGAAGUUCACUUUAAUACAAGAAAUUUGAUAAGAGAGGCGGGCCUCCUUUCACGUUGCAUCAGGUACUUGAGUUUAACAACCGCGUCUGGAAUAGCGACAAAAGGAAAAAAAAAAAAAAGAAAAAAAAAAAAAAAAAGA